CUUAUCAACCACAAGAAAACCUCUCUGUACUAACGCUUUGUUGCGUCCGUUGAGCGAUCCCCCAUUUUGUCGUCACAUCGGCAGCGGGCCAUCUCUUACAUAAUUUUUUACCUCUUAUAUACAUCUGAACUUUUGGACGUAAGCAAAUAUACGCAGCUUUUCAAAUCGAACAGAACACUGAUCGGAAUCCCAUAGCCGGCGGCACCUUCGAUGGGCGGCGAGAAGGAGGAGACGAGCAGCAAACCGGCGUUCGACGUUGGAGCGGCGUCGGAGCUCGUGGGGAAGCUGAGGGGGGCGUUCGCUUCCGGCAAGACGAGGAGCUACCAAUGGAGGGAGAGCCAACUGAAGGGACUGCUGAAGAUGACCGAGGAGCACGAGCAGGAGAUCGCCGACGCUCUCCACUCUGACCUCGCGAAGCCGGAGCUCGAGUCCUACAUCUACGAGGCAGCUAUGCUAAAGAAUUCAUGCAGACUAGCACUUAAGGAGUUAAAACGCUGGAUGGUGCCGGAGAAGGCAAAAACCUCAUUAACAACUUUUCCUUCAUCUGCUGAAAUAGUGCCAGAACCUCUGGGAGUUGUACUGAUAAUCUCAGCAUGGAAUUAUCCUUACUUAUUAUCGCUCGAUCCAGUAGUUGGGGCAAUUGCUGCUGGGAAUGCUUUGGUUUUGAAACCUUCAGAGAUAGCACCUGCUACUUCCUCGCUACUAGCUAAACUAAUGGGGGAAUAUUUGGAUACCUCUUGCAUUAGAGUUGUCGAAGGAGCUGUUCCUGAAACAACAGCGCUUUUAGAGCAGAAGUGGGACAAAAUAUUCUAUACAGGAAAUGGAAAAAUAGGCCGAAUCAUCAUGGCCGCUGCUGCUAAGCACCUCACACCAGUUGCUUUAGAGCUUGGAGGAAAAUCUCCAGUAGUGGUUGAUUCUGGCAUUGAUCUAAAAGUUAGCUGUAGGAGGAUAAUUGCAGGCAAAUGGGGAUGUAAUAAUGGGCAAGCAUGCAUUUCUCCAGAUUAUGUAAUAACCACCAGAGAGCACGCUCCUAAAGUGGUGGAUGCUCUUAAGCAGGAGCUCGAGAAGUUUUAUGGGAAGAAUCCGUUGGAAUCAAAGGACUUGUCACGAAUUGUCAACUCCAAUCACUUUUUUCGGUUAUCAAAACUCUUAGAUGAUGAUAAGGUAUCCGGUAAAGUUGUCCAUGGAGGUGAAAAAGACCAAAGCAAACUGAGAAUUGCACCGACUCUCUUGCUUGAUGUCCCGCGAGAUGCUCUGAUAAUGCAGGAAGAGAUAUUUGGUCCUUUGCUUCCCAUUCUUACAGUAGACAAAAUUGAGGACAGCUUUGAUGUCAUAAAUUCGGGAAUGAAACCGCUUGCUGCUUAUCUGUUCACUAAUAACAAGAAGCUCAGGGAGGAGUUUGUCAUGUCCGUCUCGGCUGGGGGUUUGGUUGUCAACGACACCACAGUACACCUUGCAAUUCUCAGUUUACCAUUCGGAGGAGUAGGAGAGAGUGGGAUUGGGGCAUACCAUGGGAAGUUCUCGUUUGAUGCCUUCAGCCACAAGAAAGCAGUCGUUUACCGAGGUUUCAUGGGAGAUGCAGCUAUAAGGUACCCUCCUUACACGAAGAUGAAGCUGCGACUGCUGAAGGCUCUGAUCACAGGCAACUUUUUUGCCAUAAUCCGCGCUAUUUUCGGGUUGUCAAAAGAUUGAUGUUGGGUCGUUCCUUAAAAAAUUUGGCGGUAUCCAUGGUCGAUGUAUAUUAGAAGAAACUAUGGGCAUACGUUUUUUUUUUUUGGUGAACAACUAUGGUCAUACUUUUUUUUUUUAAUUCGUCAUAGCUGAACCGUUUGGUUACCCAAAGAAAGAAGGAAGAGGAAAAACUGCAAUCCAAUCUCUCAUACGACCUUUUUUGUUUUUAAUAUGAAGAAUGUGAUAUCUGAAAA
Molecule: messenger RNA, 1925 nt
Organism: Punica granatum (pomegranate)
Lineage: Eukaryota; Viridiplantae; Streptophyta; Magnoliopsida; Myrtales; Lythraceae
Source: RefSeq, a predicted model, not a curated record